AUGGCGGCCGAUGGAGCAUUCUCGUUCUCAGUAGCGUCCAUGGUGGAGGAUGUUCUUCAGCAGCAUGGAAACCGAUCACGUGCUCUCGAUUUGGACGCUCGUCGUGCUGAGGAAGCUGCAAUGAGGAGGUAUGAAGCAGCAGCAUGGCUAAGAAAGAUGGUGGGAGUGGUGGGGGCAAAAGAUUUGCCAGCAGAGCCCUCUGAGGAAGAAUUUAGGCUUGGCUUAAGGAAUGGAAUAAUUCUCUGCAAUGCACUCAAUAAGAUUCAACCUGGGGCCGUGGCCAAGGUGGUUGAAAGGCCAUGUGAUGCUGCACUGAUCCCCGAUGGAGCGGCUUUGUCUGCCUAUCAGUACUUUGAGAAUGUGAGGAACUUUCUGGUAGCAGUGAAUGAAUUGGGAAUUCCUAGCUUUGAGGCAUCUGAUAUGGGGCAAGGAGGGGCGUCUUCUAGGAUUGUCAAUUGUGUUUUGGGUCUCAAAUCCUAUGGUGAAUGGAAACAAACAGGUGGUACCGGUGUCUGGAAAUUUGGUGGAAAUGUAAAACCGACCACUUCUUCAAAACAAAUUGUUCGAAAAAAUUCUGAACCAUUUAUGAACUCUCUGUCACGGGCCAUAUCGAUGAAUGAGAAAUCUUUAACUGCUGCAAGCAGUGAGGCUGAAAGCAAUAGAAUGUCUAGCUCUUCUUUUAACAUGCUUGUUCGUGGACUUCUUAAAGAUAAGAAGCCUGAUGAGGUUCCAAAUCUUGUAGAGUCAAUAUUAAAGAAGCUUGUUGAUGAGUUUGAGCAUUGCAUGGCAAGCCAAAGUGAAGCGCAAAACAGAGUAACUGUCAAUGACUCAGCUGUUUCUCUUGGUAAUAAGCCAACUUCCAGACAUAACUUCAGGAGCACAAAGGUGGAAGAAACUAAUAUGUCAAUGGUGAAAAAGGAGGAUUUCCAUAAGAACAAUCAUAUCCUCGAAGAAGAACUUAAAAAGAGGUUCACAAAUCAGCAAAACAUUGUUGAUCAACAGCAAAGAGAUAUUAAGGAUCUGAAACAAACUCUAUGUACUACAAAAGCGGGCAUACAGUUCAUGCAGAACAAGUUUCAUGAGGAAAUCCAGAAUAUUGGUCAACACAUUCAUGGGCUAGCGCAUGCAGCUUCAGGCUAUCAUAGAGUUCUUGAAGAAAACCGCAAGCUUUACAACCAAGUCCAGGACCUUAAAGGAAGCAUUAGGGUUUAUUGUAGAGUAAGACCUUUCUUGCAUGGACAAUCCAGUCAUUUGAGUAUCAUAGAUGGCAUUGAAGAAGGUAUGAUUACAAUUCGCACAUCAUCAAAGCAUGGGAAAGGAAGUCGGUCCUUCAAUUUCAACAAAGUAUUUGGGUCAUCUGCCACUCAAGGGGAGGUUUUUGCAGACACACAGCCACUAAUCAGAUCAGUCCUUGAUGGAUUCAAUGUUUGUAUUUUUGCUUAUGGUCAAACAGGGUCAGGGAAAACUUAUACCAUGAGUGGACCUAAAGUUCUCACUGAGCAAACUCAGGGGGUAAAUUACAGGGCCUUAGGUGAUUUAUUUCUACUGGCAGAGCACAGAAAGGAUACCUUCCACUAUGAUGUGUCUGUUCAGAUGAUGGAAAUAUAUAAUGAACAAGUUCGAGACCUCCUUGUUUCUGACGGUCUAAACAAAAGACUAGAAAUCCGCAGUUGCUCUCAAGGACUUGCUGUGCCAGAUGCAAGUGUGGUCCGUGUAACUUCAACUUCAGAUGUUAUAGACCUGAUGAACUUAGGGCAAAGGAAUCGUGCAGUAGGGGCAACAGCCCUCAAUGACCGCAGUAGCCGGUCUCAUAGUUGCUUAACCGUUCACGUACAAGGAAAGGACCUCACAACCGGAGUUAUUCUCCGUGGUUGUAUGCAUUUGGUUGAUCUUGCUGGAAGUGAGAGGGUAGAUAAAUCUGAAGUAACAGGAGAUCGACUCAAGGAGGCACAACAUAUAAACAAAUCUCUUUCAGCUCUUGGUGAUGUGAUCUCUGCCCUUGCCCAAAAGAAUGCACAUGUUCCUUACAGGAACAGCAAACUCACACAACUUCUCCAAGACUCCCUCGGAGGUCAGGCCAAAACAUUGAUGUUUGUCCACAUAAGCCCCGAACCGGAUGCCUUAGGUGAAACAAUUAGUACAUUAAAAUUUGCAGAGCGAGUUGCAACAGUGGAACUUGGUGCUGCAAGGGUAAACAAGGAUUCUGCAGAUGUGAAAGAGCUUAAAGAACAGAUAGCUUCUCUGAAGGCUGCCUUGGCAAAAAAAGAAUUGGAACCACACUCCAUACACCAAAAGACCCCUGAUACUCCAUGUAACAGGCAACUGCCAUCUUUCCAAUCUAAUAUCCAAGGCAAAGAUAUGCUGAUGGGUUCAAAGAAUCAGAGGAAACCAAUGGAGGAAGUAGGAAACAUAGAGGCGAACAACUCUGCAUUAAGGCAAAAGAUACAAAGCUUUGAUCUUGAUGAAGUAUAUGGAAAUUCUCCUCUCUGGCCACCAGUCAGCAGUCCUGGAGAAAACUAUAUUCUGGAUGAUAAGGAUGUUUCCUCCGGUGAGUGGGUAGACAAGGUCAUGGUCAACAAACAAGAACCUGUAGGUGGAGUUGAAAACCCCUUUGGCUGUUGGGAAGUCGAAAAUAGCAACAUGCCUGACAUUCUCUACCAGAAAUAUCUUUCAGAUUCGACCAAGCUGUUCCCCGCAACCAAUCAGUUUGACAUUACUGCAGCUGAUGAAUUGGAUGAGCUUGAUGCUGCAACAAGUGAUUCAUCUGAUCCAGAUUUACUUUGGCAACUCAAUCACUCAAAACUUAGCAGUUUAACCAAUGGUGUCGGGUCAAAGAUCCCAAAACUAAACACAAAACCAGCAAAGAGUCCAGAACGUAGGACCCUGGCUCAAAAAACAGGCCCUUCACAAUCAAGAAAGACAAAUGGGACAGGCCAUUAUCCUCAGCGCAGCGGAAGACAGGCCAUUCCAGUUGAAAUAAAACGCAAAACGGGUAACAGAAAGUAGGAAAAGCCUUGUGAUUGAGAGAAAUGAUAUUUUCUAAUUCUUUCUAUUUGUUCCCAUUCUUUUUUUGGGGGAGCUCUGAGUGACAGGGAAGUUUAAUGUGUAAAGUUUAGUCAUUUUUCCAUUUUGGUUUGCAUUUUUUAUCCCUGGUUAAUGCAGAAAUAAUCCCAGUUCUUGUAAGUUGUAACAGCUCUCUGGAGCUUCUAUUGCUUGAUUGAAGUUGUUGACAUGUAAUUAAUUUUACACAAUAUAAACAGUUCCAUAUAGAGUGUUUAUUUACAAA
Molecule: messenger RNA, 3286 nt
Organism: Ipomoea triloba (trilobed morning glory)
Lineage: Eukaryota; Viridiplantae; Streptophyta; Magnoliopsida; Solanales; Convolvulaceae
Product: kinesin-like protein KIN-14I
Exons: 18
Coding region: 1-3006 (1001 amino acids)
Biological process (GO): microtubule-based movement
Molecular function (GO): ATP binding; microtubule binding; microtubule motor activity
Source: RefSeq, a predicted model, not a curated record